AGUAACGGCCAUCUCACGCCUUUAUUCUCCCCCACCGCACGCACUCUCUCUCUCUCUCUCUCUCUCUACUCCGAUUAGAGACUUCGCGGAGCCUCGUUGGUCGAUCCAAGGCGAGCCCGUCUCUGGAGGGUUUGUUCGAUCUCUCGAUCUCCAAUUCCCCUCGAUAACCAAUUCCCCCAAAUGGAUCCGAUUCUUCGAGCGGAUCUAGGGUUUAUGUGAAGAAACCCUAGGUUCCAUGGCGAUUAGAGGGAUCGAUUUCAAGUGGUACGAUGGGUUCUUCCUAUCGAUGCUUGCUACCAGUGUAAUUAUUGUUUCGAUCAACUGGAAAAAGUUCCAUCUUUGCAUGCAUCCAUUGCAUAUAUGGAUUGUGGUUGACUACACAACAGUCUUCAUUUUCCGGCUUUUGAUGUUUGUAGACAAUGGACUUGCUGCUGGAAUGGGCUUAGAUCUUGGAUGGCAGCAGAGAUAUGCACGUUUUUGUGGUAGAAUUGUGGUUCUUUCAGUUCUUGUUCUUCUGCUCUAUCCCUUUUUAUGGGUUUGGACAGUGAUUGGAACGUUAUGGUUUACUAGUGCGAGGAGUUGUUUACCAGAGGAAGGUCAAAAAUGGGGCUUUCUUAUAUGGUUGCUUUUCAGCUACUGUGGACUUGUUUGUAUUGCAUGUGUUUCUGCAGGAAAGUGGUUAACUCGAAGGAAUGCACACUUAGUGCUGCGGGCACAGCAGGGAAUUCCAAUUUCAGAAUAUGGGGUUCUGGUUGACAUGAUUCGUGUACCUGAUUGGACAUUUGAAGCCGCUGGUCAGGAACUGAGAGCAAUGGGUCAAGAUACUGCGUAUCAUCCUGGUCUCUAUUUAACACCGACCCAGGCUUCAAUUCAGCAGGAGGAGGGGACGAAGAAGAGAUGGGAUGGGCAGUCCAAGGCUGAUGUAGUGGACCUGGUCCAGAGAGAAGCUGUUGAGGCACUUAUUCAAGAGCUCCCAAAGUUCCGGUUGAAAGCUGUUCCGACCGACUGCAGUGAAUGUCCUAUUUGCCUUGAAGAAUUCCGUGUAGGCAACGAGGUUCGAGGCCUUCCAUGUGCUCACAACUUCCACGUGGAGUGCAUCGACCAAUGGCUACGAUUGAACGUAAAAUGCCCUAGAUGCCGAUGCUCUGUCUUCCCCAAUCUUGACCUAAGCGCUCUCUCCAACCUCCGUCCAGAAUCCGACCGGCUGCCCUCCACCACGACCGAGGUGACGACAGCCACCGCCACCAGGUACGUCGCGAGGUCCCAACCAGCGGGGCAGAGUUACCUAGUGCGUUUACAGGGUUUGCUACGCCCAGUUCGGUCCGAAAACUCGAACUCGAGCGCGGGAAGUGAUGACAAUGCUAGCCUCGAGAGCGGCCUCCAUACGGUGGUUGUUUCUCAGGCCUCGGCGGUAAGUGCAGUGAGCCCUGAAGUGCACUUUUGUGUUGUGGUCGAUCAGCCACCUGGGCGCUGAUCGAGCUAUACUGCCCUAUUUGAUCUCUCUUCUUUUCUUUUCUUAAAUGAGUGAAUUUUGUGCUGCGACUCCUCUUGAUAUCUGUAAAUUUUCUUCGAUUUCUUUUUUCUUCUGUUAAUCAUGGAUGAAUUAAGCUACUUGCUUGGUUUCCGUAACAUGUUUCUCAAAAUUGAGAGAGAAAAUGAUUAGCGUUCCGAUAUAUGAGCGGCAACUGCAGAAGUGCGGAUUGUACCGGGUUCUUGUGGAUAGAAAUAGAAAACAAAUUCACCAACUCAUGCAUAUGCGAGUUCAGUGCAUUGUGUUUUGUCGUCGGAGAUGUAAGCGUUUUGGGUAGUAAGUCCUGACUUGGUUCCUGUACUUUUCAUUUAAAUACUGUAGUCUCUAAUCUUCUAUAUAUGUUGUGCGUAAGUGCUUGAUUCGUAGAAGAAUCAAACACUUAUUGUGAA
Messenger RNA from Ananas comosus (pineapple), 1920 nucleotides. RefSeq names its product E3 ubiquitin-protein ligase SIS3. The transcript is spliced from 12 exons. The record is from RefSeq and is a predicted model, not a curated record. Lineage: Eukaryota; Viridiplantae; Streptophyta; Magnoliopsida; Poales; Bromeliaceae. Gene Ontology annotation, biological process: sugar mediated signaling pathway. Gene Ontology annotation, molecular function: ubiquitin-protein transferase activity. The coding region runs from base 236 to 1474 and encodes 412 amino acids.